Molecule: messenger RNA, 2623 nt
Organism: Cygnus atratus (black swan)
Lineage: Eukaryota; Metazoa; Chordata; Aves; Anseriformes; Anatidae
Gene: GRK7
Product: G protein-coupled receptor kinase 7
Exons: 5
Coding region: 138-1769 (543 amino acids)
Biological process (GO): protein phosphorylation; signal transduction; regulation of signal transduction
Cellular component (GO): cytoplasm
Molecular function (GO): ATP binding; rhodopsin kinase activity
Source: RefSeq, a predicted model, not a curated record
UGGAGCUGCGUGAGGCGUCAAGGUUUGCAUGAAGUAUCUGUGGAGCUCAGAGUCACUACUGUUGAGUAUAACUGGAGCUUUGGAAGUGUGAAUGCUCAAAGCACUGAGUAAUGUGAAAAUUAAAAGCUCAAUGACUGAUGUUGUUCACCAUGUCAAGAGCAAGGGAGGCCAGGAAGAGUGGAGAUGGAGACACCAAGGAGAUGCAAAAGAGACGUAAGAGCCUCUCGCUGCCCAAGGUUGAUCAGUGCGGAGAGGUUAGGCAGUCCAUUGCUGCUGAUUACGGGAGCAUCUGUGAGCAGCAGCCCAUCGGCAAGAGAUUCUUCAGAGACUUCUUAGAGACGGUGCCGGCACAUUUGGUAGCGAGGGACUUCCUGGAUGAGGUGUCAAACUGGGAGUUGGCAGAGGACAAUGUCAAGAGCAGUACCAUGGAGAACAUGAUGACCAACUUUCUUAAGACAGGCGCCAAAAACUAUCUGGCUUUCAUGAGCUCUGACUUGGUCAGCAAAUGCCAGGCAGCCACUGAGAAAGACUAUGAGAAUGUUGUCCAGCUGGCCAAGGAGGAAACCAAACUCUUCCUUCAAGGCAAGCCCUUUCAGGACUUCCAGAGCAGCCCCUUCUAUGACAAAUUCCUCCAAUGGAAAGUUUUUGAGAAGCAGCCAGUAACUGAUAAAUACUUCUAUGAGUUCCGAGUGCUGGGCAAAGGUGGCUUCGGAGAGGUUUGUGCCAUCCAGGUGAAAAAUACUGGCAAGAUGUAUGCCUGCAAGAAACUGGAUAAGAAAAGGUUGAAAAAGAAAGGUGGAGAGAAGAUGGCACUACUGGAGAAAGAAAUCCUGGAGAAGGUCAACAGCCCUUUCAUAGUCACAUUAGCUUAUGCCUAUGAGAGCAAAAGCCAUCUGUGUCUUGUCAUGAGCCUCAUGAAUGGAGGGGAUCUGAAAUACCACAUCUACAACGUGGGAGAAAGGGGUAUAGAAAUGAACAGGGUAAUCUAUUACUCAGCUCAGAUCACCUGUGGGAUUCUGCAUCUCCAUUCCAUCAAGAUCAUAUACCGGGACAUGAAGCCAGAAAACGUCCUCCUGGAUGAUAAUGGUAACUGCAGACUCUCUGAUCUUGGAUUGGCAGUGCAAGUAAAAGAGGGAAAAACCAUCACUCAGAGGGCUGGGACAAAUGGUUAUAUGGCUCCGGAAAUCCUGAAGGAAGAAAAUUACAGCUAUCCUGUGGACUGGUUUGCUAUGGGAUGUAGUAUUUACGAGAUGAUUGCUGGGCGAACACCAUUCAAGGAUUUCAAAGAAAAGGUCGGUAAGGAUGAGGUUAAAAGAAGAACUCUGGAAGAUGAGGUGAAAUUUGAACAUGCCAGCUUUACAGAGGAAGCAAAAGACAUUUGCCGACUGUUUUUGGCUAAGAAAACAGAGGAUCGUUUAGGAAGCAGAAAUGAAGAUGAUGACCCAAGAAAACAUAGCUUCUUCAAAACAAUAAAUUUCCACAGGCUAGAGGCAAACCUUAUUGACCCUCCAUUUGUGCCAGAUCCAUCUGUUGUCUAUGCCAAAGAUGUUGCAGACAUUGCUGACUUCUCUGAAGUACGAGGAAUUGAGUUUGAUGACAAAGAUAAGAAGUUCUUCAAAAAGUUUGCGACAGGUGCUGUCCCGAUACCCUGGCAGGAAGAAAUUAUUGAAACUGGACUGUUUGAAGAACUGAACGAUCCCAACAGAGUAGAUUCUGGGGGUUAUGCAAAUGGUGGUGAAGCUAAGUCAGGAGUUUGUUUGUUGUUAUAAAUAACAGGUCAUUAACAAAAAGAGUAGAAACAACCUCAGAACUUUCCAUAUUCUCAAACAGUUUCAGAAACUCACUGCAUCUGUUUAAGAAGAACCAAUCAGUGUAAUAUGACAUCGACAGGCUAUGUAGACCACCAGCUUUAUAGACUAUAUUAUUUUCCUUUGUUUUAGCAAAGGGGAUAUUUUUGUUUUGUUGUAGACUUACCAAAAUGAAGAACCAUAUUUCUCUAAAAACACUUAAAAUGAUAGAAAUUCUGACAUACCAAAAGCAAUAAUAGAGUGAAGAGGCAACCCCUUUUGAAAAUGACUGACUGUUCCAUUUUGGAUACAAUCAUUUAUUGGUUUUCUUUCUAUUUUCUUGUUAUUUCUACUAAUGUUUUCUCUUCGUUGUAAAGUUUUCAGGACAAAUUUUUUAAUUUUCAAGGAAUAUUCUCAGUUAGACAAUGGAGCUCAUAUACCAUGUCAAACUUGGAAUCUUACUGCCUAGCCAGUCUGUCUGUUGUUUUUUUAAUUUCUGAUAGUUUUUGAAUGGUUUGGUUGUCAUAAAAUGUAAAAGAAGGCUCUACAGAUCACUAGGAAAUGAGACUGCCAGGAUCAAACUCUUCUUUUAAAGCUGAUUUUAACAAAGUGAAGAUAAGAUUGGACCAAUAUAAUUGAAUAAAGCAUCUAUUUAUUAUUAUUAUUUUGUUUUAAGUUGUAAUACCAUAUACAAAGAAAAUGUAUUUAUAAGUGAAUACACAUUCUUUUUGACAAUCAAUUUCAACCUUUUUCAGGUUUCCUGAUAGUAUUUCUGUAUUUUGGUGAUAAAUUAAACUGUAAAUAGACUAAAGCAAUUUGUAACUGGCUUUUUACAA